Messenger RNA from Salvia splendens (bonfire salvia), 1133 nucleotides. RefSeq lists its product as uncharacterized. Bases 60 to 1109 code for a protein of 349 amino acids. The record is from RefSeq and is a predicted model, not a curated record. The transcript has a single exon. Lineage: Eukaryota; Viridiplantae; Streptophyta; Magnoliopsida; Lamiales; Lamiaceae.
AAAGGUCGCCGAUUGCUACUAAGAACCUAACAGAACUUUUCAAAAUCAACACACCCAUCAUGCUAAAAAUUCCUUUCUCACACCAUCUAUUUCGACGUCGCCAAAUGGUAUGGUAUAGUUCUUUACAACUUGUAUCUAGUUUUGUCUCUCAGAGUUCGUUGCAAGAUCGUUUAUUGGCAUCUUCUUCUCUACGUAGUCGAUAUCCUAUACUUUCCAAUUCGAAUUUCUAUUCUAGCGCUCCUGAUGGCUCAAAUAAGAAGAAAGACAGUAGACCAAAGAGAAAGAUAUUGAGACAAGUAGACCAAAGGCAAACUAAAGCGCAAGCUCACUUUCAAGCCCGGGUUAAAGCUAUGAAACAAGUAUGCGGGAGUUUAAAACUAGAAUUGGCAGCUCGUAUAUGGCUAUUCAAAAUCAAGUAUCCGAAAAUCUUAUUAUUCUUGAAAUUUCUUUUUUGGGGUCUUAUUAUGGUUCGAGCUGGAUUGAUCAUUUAUGAUAAUAUCUCUGCUCUAUUUGCAUCAUUGCCUACUUGUCAUAUGAUGGCUGGAGCUGGAUCUUCCGUCGGAAGUGGAGAUUCGGGCAUCAACUCCGGAUGGACAUCCCUCCUAGGAAGUGGGAAUGGGAACAGCUCUAGCGGCAGUUCCGAGGACAUUCUCGAUCAGCCACCCCAUGCUAAUGCUGAGAGCAGGUCAGCACCACCCCAGCAUCAAACUGGAGAACCCUCUCAUCGGUGUCCAUAUCAACCCGAUGAAGUGAUCGGAGGAGACUCCAUCGAUUCAAUACAGCAACGGCUUUUAAGCCGUUAUCGAUCGCCUUCGGCGGACGUCAUAGACAUAGAAAGGGCCCGAAUCGACGCCGAAGAUCUUUUUGAGGUCAAGGCGGAAAUAAUUCAAACAAUGACACCCCUUCAUCCAGAAGGGGAUUGGCUUCGACGCGGGGCUCGCGCACUAGAUAACAACCGGACUACCACGGGGGAGGAGUCCCUUGCUAAAUUAUAUGCUAUGUUAGAAGACCUAAAGGCAAAUGGUAUAAAAUCGAUAUCAUUUCAUAAUUUGAAGAGUAAAGUCUUCUUAAGAAUCGAUGAUAUCGAUUCAAAUUCCGAAAUUCACUAAGUGCCUAGGACAGUGGAAAGAGAU